Messenger RNA from Notolabrus celidotus (New Zealand spotty), 1019 nucleotides. RefSeq names its product probable GPI-anchored adhesin-like protein PGA18. NCBI's taxonomy places the organism in Eukaryota, Metazoa, Chordata, Actinopteri, Labriformes, Labridae. The transcript has 3 exons. Bases 1 to 510 code for a protein of 169 amino acids. The record is from RefSeq and is a predicted model, not a curated record.
AUGAAAAAAUCUGUCCGCCUCAACACCCGCCUCCUGCCGCCUCGACCAAUCAGAAGGCUGUUGCUAUGCGAGUGCCGACAGAAACGAAAGUUGACUGAAAGUUCCGUCAAAGCUAACACACCGGCACCUUUCACGCAGCCUGCAGUCACCUCAGCCUCUUCCGCCACGCAGCCUGCAGUAACCUCAGCCUCUUCCGCCACGCAGCCUGCAGUAACCUCAGCCUCUUCCGCCACGCAGCCUGCAGUAACCUCAGCCUCUUCCGCCACGCAGCCUGCAGUCACCUCAGCCUCUUCCGCCACGCAGCCUGCAGUAACCUCAGCCUCUGCCGGGACCUCAGCCUCUGCCACCACCCAGCCUGGUACUACUCCAGAGGAAGGACAGUUGGCUGUGGAUGACCAUGACAUGCCAGGCGUGGAUCGUUUGGACCUACUAUCAGAGUUUGUGGUCAGCAUGAGGAACUCUAGAGGUCAGCACAAUCAUAGGUCUCUGCCAGAUCCUGCUGCCCUAUGACCAACAACAGGUGACAUGUGCUACCAGGCAUCAGGACAGGCUACUCCUGGUGUGGAGAGUCUGAAGCCAUGCGUCCUGGGAUCUACUGCCUCCCCUGCACCAUAAAUAAGGUUUUACUUGAGAAGUGUAAAUAUCAAAACGUAAAUAUUUCUUGAUGUUCAAAGUGUGUGAUUACAGUUUAUUAAACUUAAAGUGUAAGGAAUUUAUCAGCACUGAGACAACAGACUUUGUAGAAGUAGGAUAUUAAUCCCAAGUAUGUUUACAUUAGUGUUUAAUCUCCUUAAUAUAAAAAUAAUUUUGUUUUUGUGAAGUUAUAGUGAGCCUUUUAUAUCUACAAAGGAUUGGGUCCUCUUCCACAGAGGCCACCAUAUUUUUUACAGUAGCUCAGAACAUAAAAACAAGUGUUUUUGUAUUUUGUGAGUGGCCAAAAGAAGCCAAAAAUGCACCGUUUGAAACAAUGUUUUUUUAUCUAUUUAUUUCUUAAUAAUAUAUUUUAUUCAAAAUUUUAU